GCCAGGGCAGCAGCCUCCGCUCUGCAAACCACCCUUCUUCAGCGCGACCACCGCCUCGCCACUCGCGGAAAAUUGUCACCUGUGAAAUGCGUCGGUCUUCGUACACGCCCGAGCCACUGAUUGUGGUGGAGGAGGCGAUCAAGGAGGACGACGAAAAAGAGCUUGAGGGCGCAGUCGGCGGUUCGGACAACGCGCCGUCCGACGAGGACUAUGACGACGACACGACCGACCCCGCCUUCCUGUGUCCGUGGCGUGACGCUCGGGACAUGCGGAAGCGCAGUCUGCCGACGCCGUCGUGCACUUCAGGCAUCACGGCGAGCCAGGUGCGCCGGCUGUCCGAGGGCAGACAGUCGGAAAUCGCCAAGGAGACCGCCUUCCUCGCCACGCUGACCACCAACCCGACCCCUGGACGCAGACACUCGGUCACCAUCUCCAAGUUCCCGCCGACGGGCAUCUUCAACCGUGGACGCAGGGAGUCGUUCGCCGCGUUCCCCGUCGCCAGGCGCGACUCGUCCAGCUUCAAUCUGCACCUGGACAUCAUGGACGACAUCGCCGAAAUCAAGGGCGCGCGAAAGGCCAAGAUGAAAAUCUACAAGACUGACAGCAGGGAGCAGGUUUGCGAGAUAGAGGAGAGCGGCACGUGUGGUUCGCCAGUGCGCUUCCAGAGCAUGGUGUGCACCGGAACUCUACGGACGCCGGCGAUGGAGGUGCGCAGGCACUCGGAGGCGGCCGGUCUCGCCAGUCUGGUGCCCUCACUGGCCGUGCAGCCGAAGCGCAAAUCGUCCGAGCAGCUGUGCGUGGUUGGGCCCGGCGCCGCCGGCAUCGUGUGCACCAACUCGGACCUCAAGAGUCUGUUGUCGCUGACGUCGUCGGCGCAGGAAAUCAACACCGGCGCCGACGAUAAGGUGGCGGCCAAGACGGCGUCCGAGGAGGAGUCGCACGCCGAGAAGCGGUCGCGCCUCAAGGAUUCGCGUUCCAGCAGCUUCGACAUGGCCAUCCUGCAGCAGGAUGACGGCGCCGACGGCGACGCCGCUGGCGGCGCCACCCAGAAGUCGAGCAAGGUCAGCCCGACCUCUUGGUUCGCCAAGCGGCACCAGCCCAUGGCGAAGAAGGAAGAGGUCGCCUCCAAGCCAGAAACGCCCAAGGUGACCUUCACCGCCCCCGAGGAGGUCACCGAGGUCACGGAGGUCAAGGCAGGCCGAUCCAAACGCAGUCAGAGCUGCGUCGAGACGGCCAAGAGGCUCGUCUGGGACAGGCCGAGCGGCUCCGUGGUCGACGCACACAUUUUGGGCAGCGCCAUCGAGGACUUCCUGCGCAGGGGCAGCGACCCUGAGGGGAUUCCCGCCCCCGAGGACAAGGAGGCCGAGGCCAAGGGAGCCGAAAAGGAGCAGAGUUCGUCCGGCGGCUCCUCCUCAAUUUGCUCGACGCUGAAGGAUUUGUUCGUCAAAUAGCUAGGACUUUGACUUUCCCGAGACGACCCGUGGUGAAAUUGAAAAAAAAAAUUAAAAAACGCUUGACGUGCGCCGACCCCCGCGCGGGUGAAUCAAGAAUAAAUUUUAUUCCUGAGAUCGUGGUCGGAGGCACUGACGAUAAAUUAAUCGAUGUACAAUCUAGAGUGAUUGAGAGAAUGGGAGCGCAGCUUAUUGUUAAUAUUUUGUUAUUGAUGCAAUUUCUCCUCUCAAAAUUUAUUUAUUAAAAAUUGGAGUUAUGAAAAAAGUUCAAAUUUCGCAUGCAUCCAGAAGAAAGGGGGAUUAAUAUUUAUUUAAAUUAUUAAAAUUAUUAAUAUUAACUUGAAACUUAUUCACAUUUUUAGCAUUUUUAUUUUGUAUUAUGCUUAUCACCAUUUAUCUUUUCAUACGCUUCAGAAUUCCUAUAAAAAUUAAAUUUCUUUUAUAUUAAAAAUGGAAAUCAUUGUAUCAAUUUUUAAAUCUUCAUUUGAUACUUUCCAGAAAGUAGUAGAUCAGAAAGAAAUUGCAAGUAAGUGGAAGUAUUUUUCUUGCCAUUUAUUAGUGCCAAAAAAGCAGUGCAUCAUUUUUCGAAAGUACGCGAUACAUAAACACGACAAAAAGGCAGCGAAAUCAAAGCAAACCAAAGGCAAGACGGGUGUCAAGUGGCACAAGCACUAUACUAGCGCGCUGCAUUGUAUUUCAUAUAUAAUCCUCUCUGUGAUAUACGACCCUAAUUGACCAUUAAAAUGUGUUUCUCGUCUCUAAGCCCAGCAACAAAACCCCUGCCCCAAUGUAAGAUUCGCGAAAACACGACGAAUCAAAAUCGGGGAAAUAUUUAGACCAGCAGAGCUUGCAGAAAAAUGUUCAGUUUUCCCGUUCCCAAGGACAAUCAAAAUUAUGAACUAAACCAAAUAGAAUUGCGAUUAAUUCAAGAAACAACAGAUUCUAAUCAAUUGAUACACAAUAAGUCACUAGACGGAGAGAAAAAAAACUUUCAAUAGUCAUGAGUAAUCGCAAAAUCCCUUGAUUGGGUAUUAUUUUAAACCAGGAGCAUGUCUGCUGAAGUGUCGACUAAAAUCAAAAAUACCAGGGCCUAAUAUUCUAAUUAUUGUGCAAACAAGUAUUUUAGAAUUUGUGUAUUCUUCAUUUAGACCGAGGCAAAAUAAAAAACAUCCGGCUCUGGAUCCAUACCUGAAUGGCAAAUAAAAAGAAAGAGAAACGUAUUUAAAGCAGAAUAAUAAAUUGUAUAAUGACAAAAAAAAAAUAACUAAGCUGUUUUAAAAUAAUAGAGUUGAAUCUUGACGACAAAUUAACGAUGUUCCCACAUCCUUCUGUAGCAAUAAAGUGAAAAAUCGUUUCUAUCAUAAGAUAAAUGUGGACGCAGAGCUUUUUCAUAAUAGUCUUUUUAGCUCUGAAAUUCCUGGCUUCUGUAGAUUGUAAGACGUUUCCAUAAGAUAUAAUUUAUUAGAAUUAAAAUAAGUGUUGCAAGAGAGAGGACAAAGAUGUCGUUAAUUAAACAAAUAAGAAGAAUAUUUGAGGAAAAAAGUGUUAUUCCAAUGAAAAGUUUUGAAGAAAUUUUAAUUUACAAUGAAAAAUUUGGAUAUUUUUGUUAAGGUGCGUAAUGAAAUUUGACUCCCUCCAAUUCGGAAAAAUGUAAUUAUUUAGCUCCGAAAUGAUAAAUUAAAAAUGGAAGUUUGGACGUUUCAAAAUAAUAUAUAAAAAAGUUUUAUUUGGAAUAAUGCUGGUUCAUAUCGAAAAACCUCUGGCUGUUCAUAAGUGUAUUAAUUAAAGUAAUCAGUAGCACAAGCAGUGACUUCAGCUGUUCUAUAAACAAACAAUUCUGCUGAAAAAAAAUGCAGUGUCCGCAAUGCACGUAAAUUAUAUCAGUUUUGUUUGGAAAUCAAAUUUAAUAACGCGUCCUAUCUUUGAUGUUUUGUGCCGAGAUGGAGAACAAAUCAAAUCAAAUGUAUAAAAGUUUUUAUACAUCUGCAGAUUUAACAAGUCUCACGUUCCCAGCCGUUCGGAUUUGUAUAUAACUUUGACAAUAUGAUAAUCAUAACUCUGAAAUCAACACGUGUUUGUUGCGCCCGCGGACUCUAUUUGUAAGAUUGCAUUUUUGAGCUACGUGUCUAACUACUUGUUUUUCUGUCUGUCUGUCUGUGUUCAUCCCGCACUACAAGAGUGUGUCUGCAAAUCGCUUAUAUUUUACAAAAAUAAUAAAGCAGUCUGUGU
Molecule: messenger RNA, 3680 nt
Organism: Neocloeon triangulifer
Lineage: Eukaryota; Metazoa; Arthropoda; Insecta; Ephemeroptera; Baetidae
Exons: 3
Coding region: 87-1451 (454 amino acids)
Source: RefSeq, a predicted model, not a curated record